CAGCCUGUGACAUCACUCCAGCUCUUAUAUACUGGGUGGAAUGGAGCCCAGCACUCCUCGGUUCAUUCCUGAAAAAGCCAACAGGACACACAGCACAGCAGGCUGGAUAAGAAACCAAGAGAAAAGUGUCUGUUGGAGUCAUCUUGCUUUCCUGAUCUUGCUUUCUCUCUGUCUUAUAAUACUUUGCCCACUUUCUCCUUUGUCCACUUCUUUUAGACUUGACCUAUCACCUUAUGGACUUGGGCCUAAAAUAAAGGUGCAACAUCUGAGGAAUUGUCAGCAAGAUGUCAGUGCAGUUGACCUUUGUGGCUUUUCUCUUUCUGACCAUUAAUGGACUCUGCUCAGAUGCUGAUCAGGCCAAAGAGGCGAUAGAUGAGGAAAUACUGAGCAGCCUCUUUACUUCAGAGGUACAACAAAGUAGACACAGCACCCCACUGUGGCAGGUCCCUUUAUUUAACAUGUGCCGGAUGCUGGCAAGGGUUAGUGAGCCCUUGCAGGAUGACUGGUACGGAAGUAAGGUCCAGUUAGCUUAUGACCAGAAAGUCUCCACUGCUGUGAGCCAAACAUCACAGGAACUCUAUGACCUCCUGACCCUCUGCAGAGUCCUGCAACCCAGGGAGGUUGACCAAGAAUUCCUUGAAGUGGACCAGAGUAGCGACAGGCCACUAAAGCGAAAAUCUCCAUAUAUUCUAAAGAGGCAACUAUACAACAAGAAAGCAAGACGGCCAUAUAUUCUGAAACGAAGUUUCUUUUACUGACCCCUAUGACCACCAGUAAAUAGACACUUUACAUUCUGUGAAUAUGUUGCUAUUUCCGACAGUAGUAAAAUCUAAGUGGUACUGGCUGUUAUAUGUGUACACUUUGGUUUGCUUGAGCUUAUUGUCAUGCAAAAGUCUUGUCCCAUGUUCUCUUUUACUAAGGGACUGGCUGUGUAAAUAAAGUCAGUAAGCAACUACUGUAUGUUUC
Molecule: messenger RNA, 966 nt
Organism: Clarias gariepinus (North African catfish)
Lineage: Eukaryota; Metazoa; Chordata; Actinopteri; Siluriformes; Clariidae
Gene: nts
Product: neurotensin
Exons: 4
Coding region: 285-758 (157 amino acids)
Cellular component (GO): extracellular region
Molecular function (GO): neuropeptide hormone activity
Source: RefSeq, a predicted model, not a curated record